CCACCAGCAUGUUUCCAUUCCAAAGCGCUCGUACAGAUCACCGAUCAGUCGCUUAUACCAACCUUGUGACAAAUCAGUCAUAUAACGUUGGCGAGAGCAUUGAAGAGCACCAUAUCAAUCAACUGAGUAGCAAUGUCAGUGACACUGAUGGUAACGAUUCGCACGAUAGCACAGUCCGAAACAGCAUGACUAGCCCUCAUCUAAAGGAUGAUUUACCCAAGACCUAUACUGGACCAGCAGUUGAAGGCUGGCCCACCGCUCCUCGGAAGCUUCGCGGCUUCUCAGUGCAAUUACUGAUUGGAGACACGCUUUUGAUCUUGUUGCCAGUCGCAUUUCUUGCGCUCGGGAUUUCUGCAUGGCAACUCAAUGGAAAGGAGUUGUCGAGUAACGGCCAAGCUGUGGAACGUGCGAUGAGCCUAGGUCCAACAAUAUAUCCCCUUGCUUUUGCUGCGAUUAGUGGCCGAUGUUUGAGAAGCAUAGCUGUCCGUCUCGCAGAGCGGGGAACCACUUUAUUGAUGUUGGAAAGACUCUUGGGUAGCCAAAGUCUUGUUUCUGCGAUUGGUACUGCAUGGAGCCUUCGCUCGGCCAACUCCAUCUCAAUUUGUCUCCUCCUACUCUGGGCUCUAUCACCAUUGGGUGGGCAAAGCUCACUUCGUCUGUUGCACCAGACGAAUUCCACGGUGUCAGAAAAUGGUACAAUCUACUACUCUAACCCUGUAGCACCUAUAGAUAUCGAAGAGGCUGGUAACUGGCUUCCCAUUGUUUCCACGGUCCUCACCGCGAGUCUAGCAGCUUCCGUAGAAGACAGAGCCAGAAGUGUUGACUCAUGGAACCAUCCGAGAGUACCAAGACUCGACACGAUAGAGCAAAAGGCUGUUACCGAUGCCUUGGAAGAGACCUGGAUCGAUGUGGACUCGAGCAAGAACCAAACGUAUUCUUCAUGGACUGGGAUAAAUGUUCAAGGGUUACGCCAAACUACGCAUGCUGCAUUCCAAGUCAAGCACAACUACAUGUACCUUGACUGCCCACCUCCAUCUAUUGAUACGCCUGAAAACACCCUUGAUGGACUGUACGCAUCUAAUAUGGCCGUUUUUCCGCGAUUGGCUCGCACAGAGGCCAACCAAAGUGCUUCUGAUACGCUCACCAACGUCAGCAUCGCUGGUUCCACUGUGAGUGAGGUCUCGUCGCAGUCAUUUUUCCUGCGAGCUGCAAAAUUGACAAACAGCACUGAUGGAACACCAAACAUGACGACACCUUGGUUCUUCUUGGACCGGGAACCCAUAAGUUUUCUAUUUGGCCUCCACAUCUCAGGACGCCAGAAUGCCAACACUAAUUUACCCAUGGAGAGCUUAUUUGUAAUGUAUACGUGUUCUCUACAUAUCAUUACUGUGGAUGUGCAGAUUGUAUGUCGAUCAGGUGACUGUAGCGUGACUCGACUUCGUCGCAUUCCGAACGAGUCUGCUUCGUCUCUCGAAGCUGCUUGUGAAACUGGACCAUUUCAUCGAAUAGGAUGCAUGACAAACGCCACAAACACCGUCUUCCAGUUUCUGCGGUAUCUUCCUACGUCAGUAGCCUCACUAUUCUCGCACUAUAAGGAUCAAGCAACAACGAAUGGCGCCUUCACGAGGUGGCUUAUGGGCAGCGACGACCCCUUCGGCGCCUUAAAGCUGCUGUCACUCGCCACGAUCACGGAUCGGGAAAGAAUAAACCGUCUCACCACCAUGUUAAACACAUAUUUCCAAGGCUGCUCUUGGGGCUAUCAAGUCACCAGAGCUGCUUUAUACGACAAGCCAGAUUAUCCGUGGGCCGGUGAAAGAGAUUCACGCUCGCCCGACCGUUGGAUCAGCGCAAGCGAUGCCAUUUUCUCGGAUCUGGUACCGGUUUAUCGAGCAGAUGUGGGUUGGAUCAUGAGCCUCCUCCUGAUAAGUCUCAUCUUACUUAUGCUUGGUAUUGUCAAUUUAGCACAUUCGCUCACAACUAUUGCUCCCGACAUUUUCUACUACGCAUCCUCUCUGGCACGAGAAAAUCCGUACACCAAUACUCCAGAUGGAGGGACAGCUCUGAGCGGUUCGGAGCGCAGCCGUUUGCUGAAAAAUAUGAAGCUCCAGGUCGCAGAUGUAAGCCCAGAAAGCCAAUAUGGAUACGUCGCAGUGAAAAGUGUAGAAAGUCAAGAAGACUUCUUGCCGAGUCGUCUGAGGAAGGAUAGAAUGUAUUGGUAGCAGGUUCUCGAGUCGCUUGACCAUAAUGAUCCCAUAAAUACC
This is a messenger RNA of Didymella exigua CBS 183.55, 2261 nucleotides long. RefSeq lists its product as uncharacterized. The coding region runs from base 9 to 2219 and encodes 736 amino acids. NCBI's taxonomy places the organism in Eukaryota, Fungi, Ascomycota, Dothideomycetes, Pleosporales, Didymellaceae. The record is from RefSeq and is a predicted model, not a curated record. The transcript has 3 exons.